AUGCUCAGGAGUAAGGCGAGGAAGUCAAUGACUUUAUUUGUACUAAUUGCUGCAGGUUUGGAGGGUGGAGGCGCUGACACUGUUUUCGUGUGUGCACUCAACGAUGACGUCGAUUUCCCUGAUGAGAACAUGUCCGAUUUUGAUUUUUGGGCCUGGGUCCGGGAGCACAACAAUCGACUGCUUGUCUUGCCUGUCGAUGCCAAAUUCUGCGGCCGCAAUAACGUGAGAUACUCGGGGAACCUCAGCCUGCACGAUCAAGGAUUUAUCUACACCUGGUCUCAUUGUACCAAGCGUGACAAUGACCACUACAACAUUGUCGCAGCGUUGGUCGAAGGCGUACCAAACCAUCUGGCAAUCGUGCCUAGAGCCAUCUGGGGUGCGGGCAACGAAUCUUAUGGAAUGCUCGCAUCGGAGUCGGGCCCACUCUGGCUGGCUUUAUUCAUGGUCCAUUUCGACGACAUGGAGCAGGCCAUUCAGAAUCUGGCUGCUGCUACGCUCUCUGAACCAAGAGCACCGGUAUGGUACGUCAAUCCUACUAACGGACUCUGUUUCGAAGGAUGGAGACCAGAAAAGACUAGUCACCCUCCCAUCUGGCCAGUAUCUGGCUCGGCCUCCAGACGAGACGCUACCCGACUCAUCCGGUUCUUCGAUGAUUUGAAAGCGGCGGAUCCGAGUAUCAAGGUGUUCUUCAAUCGCGAUCAGCCCUGGAUACACGAUUUUCAUAUCGGACUUCCUGGUCUCGGAAUGGUGCGUAUCGAACACAAAUACCGGAACAAGCCGUGGAAGCAGAUGGUGGUAAAUUGGGCCGCCAAACGUCACACAAGGCAAGCUCCCUUCGUGCUUCGACGUCUCUAUCACUUCUUUAUUGGCCAGACGCGAGACGGAGGUAUAACAUGCAUCGGUCGCCACGAAAUGCACAGGGUCUUCUCCAAUACCGACCGGACAGCAAUCGAUCUUGAGUUUGUGACGUCUCGCACCAAGACCUCUCUCCCGGAGAUUUUGGAGUACAUGAAACAAAACUUCUUUGCUGCGAAAACAGCUAUCAUUGACGCCCUUGACGAUAUUCGCCCAGAAGACAUUACUCGCGGACUCCUCGAAGGCUGUUGGAAGCAAAAGAUGGAGCAAGUAUUGAAUCGAGAACUUGCCGAUAUUAACGACACUGGGCGACAAUUUGGUAUGCCGUGGGUCGCUAGGGGCAUUCAGUAUUGGUGCUGGAGGUUGGAGAGAAGCGCCCUUUUCCCAGUGGCCACGCUCGGCUCGCCGUUUACUCACCUUUAUAUUGACCACAAAUGGCUUCCAGACGAACUAUCGUACUACCAAAAGUAUGGACGCUUGCCAUUCUACGUGUGGUGCAAAGCCAUUAUGGAGAAUCGUGCCGUCGCUCUGAAGCUAGAGGAUCGGCGCCUUGGACCGCACGCUUCCUUACAGCUAGACGCUCUGUUGGGUCAGACUUGCAGCGGGUGGAACAAGCCACCGGGAGAGGACUUCAAAUGUUUCAACGUUUUCGGAAUGUUGAAGAGCUCGAUAGUGCGACAGAACCAGGAGCGUUCGGCUUGGUACGCCUGUUUCCCUGAUGACAUAACUGCCCGGUUUCAGUCCAGCGAUGAGAGCGAUCGAUUGUCGAAGAUAGAGCCGGCUAUGAACAGCACCGGCGAAAAGUUUCUCAGAGCUCGCAAUGCCUACAGCGAUACGCUACAGGAUCCGCCAUACCGCAGCGGCAAGACAGCAGUACCUCUGAAGGCACCGUUCAUUCUAGAAGGCAUCGAGCCUAUGAGAUAUCUUAUGAAUGUUGCCGAUGGCUCCAUCAAUCGCCAGCUGAAUCGAGUCCUUGACGAUGACUUGAUGAAUAAGAGUUUCGAAUGGCAGAGCACUCAAGGCGUAUCGCAAGCAUAUAGCCCAAAGAUCCACAUUGGCCAAUACAUUAGGACUGUGAGAGCGUGGAUGCAGUCUCUAUGGACGUAUAGUAUGGCGUACGGCGUGACCGUUCAUCGGGGGGGGGAGACGUCAGCACUGCCCAAGCUUCGUCCCAACAGUAUGAUGUCGAUUAAUCGGGUGCUCUUCGGUGAACAUGAUGGGAGUGCGGCCCGCAGAAGUUCUUUGCAGGUAAUGACUCUGAUGCCUAGCAAAGUACAUUGCUGUAAAUUGGUUGAAAUCUGCUGCGCUUUUUGCUGUGCACUUGUGAAGCUUACGUCCGUUCCUAUGGAGUCCUCAAUGCCGAAGAAGCCAGGCCGGUGGGCGACGUACUAUUAUUGCCGCUUCGAGCAAUUUUUGGAAGAAGUUCGACGUCUCGACAUGGCAGACCAACCCCUGAAUGGACGGCUCAUGGCUGCCGCUCUCACCACUCUAGGAAAGGCGGGAUAUCGGCGCCAGCGAGAGCAUGAAACAGCGCAGGUCGAUGGCCUUAUCAUCCUGAGUGUGAUAGGACACGACAUCGACCAAGUAAAGAGCGUUAGAGCAAUGGAGUUUAGUCCGGAGAAUGUAGAUAUGAUAGACAGGCUUGAAGCUGCAUUGCGGCAGGUCCACGGUAAGAGCUGCUUUCGAAAGUCGCCAUCAGCGCUAACUCGGCCAACCAUAGACACCUUGAAAGGCAUUCUGCAGGGGGAUAUCGAACGACGAUAUGGAACCUCAAUCUCGACCUCCAGCUCCAGCUCCAGCCUCACGCCUACGCCAACUGGUCCGAAGCGCAGCGCCGAGCAAGCCAACAUGGAUCAGAUAGCUUUUCCCGUUAGGAAGAGACAGCGCACUUCCGGCGCAGUGCAAUCCAAGAAUCCGGAGGAGGUGAAUGUCGAGAAUGAGAUCUCAAGUGCAAGUACAGCUCAAGAUCGCGAAGAGCUUAUGCUAGAUGCAGAUGAUGAGCAUGGUGACUCGGUGGCAGAUGAUGAGGAGGAUGACUUGGAGGCAGAUGAUGAGUAG
This is a messenger RNA of Pseudocercospora fijiensis CIRAD86, 2913 nucleotides long. RefSeq lists its product as uncharacterized. NCBI's taxonomy places the organism in Eukaryota, Fungi, Ascomycota, Dothideomycetes, Mycosphaerellales, Mycosphaerellaceae. The transcript is spliced from 7 exons. The coding region runs from base 1 to 2913 and encodes 970 amino acids. The record is from RefSeq and is a predicted model, not a curated record.